This is a messenger RNA of Gastrolobium bilobum, 1290 nucleotides long. RefSeq lists its product as uncharacterized. The coding region runs from base 1 to 1290 and encodes 429 amino acids. NCBI's taxonomy places the organism in Eukaryota, Viridiplantae, Streptophyta, Magnoliopsida, Fabales, Fabaceae. The transcript has 2 exons. The record is from RefSeq and is a predicted model, not a curated record.
AUGGAUCCGUGCCCAUUUGUUCGGCUCAUGGUUGAGUCUAUGGCUCUGAAGCUUCCACUAGCAACCAAACCCGCACCCGUUUCCGGUGUUCACCCUUCAACCACACCAUGCUUCUGCAAGAUUCGUAUAAACACUUUCCCUUCCGAGAUUGCUCUUCUUCCUCUCUGUUCCUCACCCACCGACUCUGCUCCCCCAGACACAACCACCUCCUCCGCCGGCUUCCACCUCGACUCCGCCGCUCUCCGGCGAUUCUCCGGCAAGCCCGCAGUCACGCUUCGCGUCUCCGUCUACACCGGCAGCAUGGCCCGCACGUGUGGCCUCACCGGCGCCAAGUUGCUUGGCCGUGUUGUCAUGAGCAUUGACCUCAACGGUGCUCUCUCUCGUUCCACCACGUUCCACAAUGGGUGGCUCAAACUAGGGAAGAAGAAGAAGAAGAAGAAUAACAAUGAACCGGAUAAUAAGCCUUCGGCUCGGCUUCAUUUGGUGAUCCGGUCUGAACCGGACCCCCGGUUCGUUUUCCAAUUCGGAGGUGAACCGGAGUGUAGCCCGGUUGUUUUUCAGAUUCAGGAGAAUAUCAGACAACCUGUUUUCAGCUGCAAGUUCAGUGCAGACCGUAACUCCAGAUCCCGGUCUCUUCCCUCAGAUUUUACCAACAACCACAGUAAAUGGAGAAGAACCUUCUCAGGUGUUAGAGAACGCAAUGGGAGGGAGAGAAAAGGUUGGAUGAUAAUGAUUCAUGAUCUUUCAGGCUCACCAGUUGCUGCAGCCUCUAUGAUCACCCCAUUUGUCCCUUCCCCUGGUUCAGAUCGAGUAUCAAGAUCAAACCCAGGUGCAUGGCUCAUUCUUCGUCCCAAUGGUGCCUCUGUGAGUAGCUGGAAGCCAUGGGGUCGUUUAGAGGCAUGGCGUGAAAGAGGUCCUAUUGAUGGCUUGGGCUACAAGUUUGAACUUGUUACUGAGAAUGGACCUUCAAAUGGAAUACCAAUUGCUGAAGCCACAUUGAAUGUGAAAAAGGGUGGCCAAUUCUGCAUUGAUUAUAAAGUAAUGAAGGACUCUGGAUUGGGUUCAAGGUUACCAGGUGAAGGGUUUGUGAUGGGUUCAACUGUGGAAGGUGAAGGCAAAGUUAGUAAACCUGUUGUGCAAGUUGGGGCACAGCAUGUGACAUGCAUGGCUGAUGCUGCUCUUUUCAUUGCUCUCUCAGCUGCUAUUGAUCUUAGCAUGGAUGCAUGCCAGCUUUUCUCUCAUAAACUUAGGAAGGAGCUUUGUCAUGAAGAACAAGUUUCAUUUCCUUAA